GAGGUGUUGGAGCCGGGACGGUUUAGGUUUACUUUACUCUCUCCAGUUCCUCUAGACUGCAGAACUCACAGAACACUGUUUACAUCUUGGAUUAAAGCUGAUACAAUAUGUCUAAGUUUAAACCCCGGCGUCCUGCUCCACCUCCACCAAAUAUGCCUUCUAGCACACUACUUAAACAGUAUUUUGACAGGGUAGAUAGUAAUAAAUCAGGAACUAUAACUCCAUCAGAACUACAAGCAGCGCUAUCUAAUGGAAACAAUACAGAGUUCAACAUUGGGACUGUUAACUUAAUGAUUGGAUUGUUUGAUACUGAGAAGACUGGUGAGAUAGAUUUCAAGGAUUUUGGUUCUCUGUGGAGAUAUAUUGUAGAUUGGCAGAACUGCUUUAAAAACUUUGACAAGGAUAAAUCUGGAAGUAUAAACCUGGUUGAGCUGGAGGAAGCCCUCACUAGCUUCGGCUACACCCUCUCCAGGGACGUGAUGCAGCUCCUUCUCCGCAGAUUUGACCGAACCAACUCACAUGCUGUCAAAUUCGACGAUUUUAUUCAGUGCUGUCUAGUACUGCAUGGAAUGACAGAUAUAUUCCGAGCGGAGGAUACGGAUCAGGACGGAGUUAUUCAAAUCACAUACGAACGUUUUCUCGUCCUACUACUCAACUCAAACCUUCUUAACCUGUAAACACCACCUGGAUCACAUACAUGCGUAUUCUUGUCCUACUACGCAACUCAGACCUUCUCAACCUGUAAACAUGACCUGGAUUACAUACAGGCGUAUUCUUGUCCUACUACUCAACUCAAACCUUCUCAACCUGUAAACAUGACCUGGAUUACUACAUGCAUAUUCUCGUCCUACUACUUAACUCAAACCUUCUCAAUAUGUAAACAUGACAGCUGGAUUACUUUAUGUGUAUUCUUGUCCAACUACUCAACUCAACCCUUCUCAACCUGUAAACAUGACCUGGAUUACAUACAGGCGUAUUCUUGUCCUACUACUCAACUCAAACCUUCUCAAUAUGUAAACAUGACUUUGAUUGUAAUUGUAAUACAGGCGUUUUCUCGUCCUAAUUCUCAACUCAAACCUUCUCAAUAUGUAAACAUGACCUGGAUCACAUGCAUGCGUAUUCUCGUCCUAUUACUUAACUCAACCCCUUCUCAAUAUGUAAACAUGACCUGGAUUACUACAUGGGUAUUCUCGUCCUACUACUCAACUCAAACCCUUCUCAAUAUGUAAACAUGACCUGGAUUACAUACAUGCGUAUUCUCGUCCUACUACUCAACUCAAACCUUCUUAACCUGUAAACACCAUCUGGAUCACAUACACGCGUAUUCUCCUCCUAUUACUCAACUCAAACCUUCUCAACCUGUAAACAUGACCUGGAUUACUACAUGCGUAUUCUUGUCCUAUUUCUCAACUCAAACCUUCUCAACCUGUAAACAUGACCUGGAUUACUACAUGCGUAUUCUUGUCCUACUACUCAACUCAAACCUUCUCAAUAUGUAAACAUGAAUUGGAUUACAUACGAGGGGUUUCUCGCCCUAAUACUCAAUAUUUGAAGCAUUAAACCUGUAAACAGAAGUUAUGGAUCUAAUUCGAGCGUUUUCUCAUCCUACUCUUCAACUCAAACCUACUAAACCUGUAAGCAUGACCUGGAUUACGGUUCAAACAAGACAGAACUUCAAAAGGACGACUUUCACAGCUUUAUAUUCACAAAGAACAGAAAGGAAAAGAGUCAGUGCUGUGAUUUUGAAAAAAGUAUCCUAUGGGAGGGAUGAUGGCCUUCCCCCCCCCCCCUUCACUAAGAUUCUCAUUUUCCCCUUUUUAAACUUAGAGCCAUAAAAUUUUGCUAUUUAUGGUUAAAUUUAUAUUCAAAAACUUUAUUCUUUUUUUACCCAAUCCCAGCCCCCACCCUCUCUUCAUUUUGCUUGCUACAAAAGCAAAAUUAAAAUUCACAAUUAAAAUCACCUCCUGUUUUCAGAGAAUCAAUGGAUAAAAUUAUACCUCAUAUGUAGUAUUAUCUUAAGCUGCUUAUUAUAAAUCACAAAUGUUUUAUUCUCUAUUUUAACAAAGUCAAUAAAUAGUAAACAGCUUCAGUGCAAAAAUACAUAAAACAAUAAAUUUCCAUUAUUUGUA
Eurytemora carolleeae is the source of this 2129-nucleotide messenger RNA. RefSeq names its product programmed cell death protein 6. Gene Ontology annotation, molecular function: calcium ion binding. Bases 108 to 677 code for a protein of 189 amino acids. The transcript has 6 exons. NCBI's taxonomy places the organism in Eukaryota, Metazoa, Arthropoda, Copepoda, Calanoida, Temoridae. The record is from RefSeq and is a predicted model, not a curated record.